This is a messenger RNA of Protopterus annectens (West African lungfish), 2907 nucleotides long. RefSeq names its product hes family bHLH transcription factor 3 (gene HES3). Gene Ontology annotation, cellular component: nucleus. Bases 8 to 658 code for a protein of 216 amino acids. Gene Ontology annotation, biological process: regulation of neurogenesis; anterior/posterior pattern specification; regulation of transcription by RNA polymerase II. Gene Ontology annotation, molecular function: RNA polymerase II cis-regulatory region sequence-specific DNA binding; DNA-binding transcription factor activity, RNA polymerase II-specific; protein dimerization activity. The transcript has 3 exons. The record is from RefSeq and is a predicted model, not a curated record. Lineage: Eukaryota; Metazoa; Chordata; Ceratodontiformes; Protopteridae.
ACCUCUAAUGGAGAAAAAAAGAAGAGCAAGGAUUAACGUAUCUUUAGAACAACUGAAAACAUUGCUGGAAAAUCAUUAUGCUCACAAUAUUAAAAAGCGAAAGCUGGAAAAAGCGGAUAUAUUAGAAUUAACUGUUAAGUAUUUGAAAAGUCUGCAGACCACGCGUCAAGGGGUGUCAGCCUACAGGAGCAUGGAGUACGAAGCAGGUUUUAGAAGUUGUUUAAAUGGAGUGAAUCAGUAUUUUAUGCGAAAUGGGGAACUGAGUGAGGAUCUCAGAUUAAGUGUGCUCAGAGACAUUGCUUGCUAUGUUGCCGUGGGCAAAGGACUAAAUGUCAAUACUACGGACAGCGUUUCAAAUUUCAGUACCGCGGACAGCACCUCACAAUUUCUUAUCAGCGACAAAGUUCAUUCCCUGCUGCCGGAGAGCCCAUACUUAAUGUGGACCACAAAAUCAGAACAAAGCCAACUUUUCACACCAGGCAUUAAUCCCAUUUCGCACAAAAUUAAUGCUAUUGGUCUGGCCAUAAAUGGACCUACACCGACAACAGACACUCCAAGUAGUGCACGGACUCCUGACCUUCAUCUGUUCAACACUUUGCCAAAUCGACAGGCUGCAAGUACAAAUCACACAAUGGAGCAAGUCUGGAGACCGUGGUGAAAUGGUGUUUAGUUGUACUUUACUCCAGAAAACUAUAGUAUUCUUUAUAAGAAUGUGUACUUAUAAUUUACUCGAGAAAUAUAAAGUGUCUCACUUUGAUCUCAGUAAAUUCUUACACAGUAAUGUGAUUUAUGUGCAUUAUACGAUUAUUGCUGAUAGGAAUUGUAGGGCACAUACAGUACAAUUAAAAUAAUAAUAAUAAUUACAAAAUAUGUAAUAAUUGCUCAUGCAAUGGAAAACCACGUAUUGGUCUGUUGUACAACAUAUUAGGAUAUUUACUGUCUAAACAUAACGUUUUCCUUUGCAUUUCUGACUUUUGCUUAUUACAUACAAAUGAAAAUCCAGAAUCGCAUUAAAUACCUGCAGUGAACUUGAAUGAAAGUGCCAUUGCAAUGGCUCGAGAAUCCCGUCUGUCUCCCUCAGAAACAAAAUAUAUAUGUAUACAUUUGGAAUUAGUCUUUAGGCAUGAUAGUUUGAUGGAUGUCCAUAUGAUGGAUACUGAACCUUUGUGUUCGAAUCGUUUAUAUCAAAGCAUAAUGGAUGCACCGUUCAUUCAAUUAAACCUAAAUCCACAGUGCUGUAAAAUACUGUUGUGUAGAAGUUGUGCUGAUCUUUACUGAAUUGUCCUUUUGUUCAAGUAAAAAGAGGAGCAAUUUUUAUAAAUCCAGAGUUCUGUAAGUUUGAAAAUGACUGGUAUUGGUUGCAAACUGUAAAUUUUGUAUAUUUGUAAUUAGCUAAGUGUGUAAAUAAAACAUAUACAAAGUGCUGCAGACAGCCAUGGCUAAAGUGUUUUACAUGCGAUAGUUUAUUAUUUCACUUUUGGCUGGAACACUCUGCUGAACAAUAUUAAGUGAACACGAAUGUAUGUAACUUUACUUACUGUGUAGCUGAAAUACUAUAAUGUGGAAGAGAUCAAAACAUUUUGCAUCCAUUAAAAUACUAUCGCGACAGAAUACGUUCAGUGCACCAUCUUUCAAAAUGUUUCAUAAAGUAUUAUUGAAUAUUGUUAUCUGAAAGGGUGCAUAUUAAAAGUCUAACAAAAGUGGGGAUGACACAUUUUAAAUAUUAUCUGCAGUCAAAUAUAACAGAAGGGAGACACACGAUGAACAUUUCUAAGUUACUUUAAAUUGGGGGCAGGAACCAUGUACCAACGCACAUAAAUACACAAACACAUAGAUGCACACCUGUUCAAUGAAUGCCACGGGAUUCAAAAGGCAUGAUGCUGCAUUAACAAAACUAUAAUGUUCCAUAUCUAACAGAAACAGGCACCAUGCCAAUUUAGAGGCGCUUCAUUAUGGCUCAUUACAUCAAUUUGUAUAGACUACUAAUUAGGUUGAUGGACAUAAAAUUGUUUGGAUCGGAUAUAAUAACUCUGUGAACUGGCACAAAUACAGCAUGUUGUUUCAUGUUAUGGGCAUUACCACAUGCUGACCUGAGGAACUUAAGCAUUACUUGUGAUAACGGUUGUCAUGUCUAUAGGUAUAUAAGGACUGUCUCCCUUUAUCUCUAUUUCAUUUUGAUAUAUUUAUUUACCUGGUUAUAAAGUUUGUACAAACAUUUUUUGUAGACACAUUUUCUAUAUCUUUGUGGUUGGGUGAUCACUUCAUUUUUUAUUGCUGACAUGGUUGCAGCCACAUAUUUUCCAUUUCAUUUUUCUAAAGAAAUUCAAUUAUAUUACUGCUUUCAAACUUUUAAAUGCAAGCUGACUGCAUCAUUAGAUCUGGAAUAUUUUAUAAUAUAAAAAGGCACCUCCUGUGGAUUAUUCAGUCUAGACUUUUUUGUAGAACUAGAGUAAUUUUCAGAGCGAACUAGUGCCUGUUGGUUCUGUUGUGUAUUUUGUUAGUUUUGUGAUUCCAUUUUUUUUAUUGUUGAAUUAAUCUGUGCAUUUGUAUUUUACUGGUAUGUGUUCCUUAGUGCAGGUGUUAAUAUCAUUGAUCCAAUUGUUAGUAUCAUAAUCAUAAUUAUUUGAGUAAUUAAAGAUAGUAUCAAAAUCUUUCAUAAGUAUGUGAUUUAUUGCAUCAUAGUGUCCCUUGAUAAAGUCUAGGAAGACUGAUUUAUUUAUGUUUGACUUUGAGUUUUACUCUUAGAAUAAAGAAUGUGUUGUCAUUAUGUGUGUUAAUUUCAUAGGGUGUAACAAUGGGUGGGGAACAGACAGAUCCUAGGUUUGUCUGUAUGAUAUCUAAGAUAUCACCAUUCCAACUUGAAUGUCACAUUAUUUGUUGCAACUUGUUUUGAUUCUCAUAAUCAAU